AUGGCCCCUCCUAAGAUCAUCAAAGCCUUGAAUGAGUCAGAGGUCGUCUGCAUCUACGAUGAGGCUAGUAAUCCCAUCGUUCCAAAGAAGACCUUGAGAAGCAUCGGUAAAGAUGUGUUAGACGUCUUUCUCCCAGCCGGUUACCCCCAUACUGUGACGCCUGACUACACUCCUUACCAGAUUUACGACUCUCUCCAAGCUUUUUCUAGCACAAUUGCCGGUCUCCUCUCGUCCCGGGCCGUGCUCCAGGGUUUCGGCGUUGGAGAUUCCACUUCUUCGGCAACUGCAGCUGUACUUCUUACUGUGCUGCAGGAGUCAACCGGCAGACUCUCCACAAUCUUAUUUGCACACCGUCAUGGUCGAGCUAUAGAGCCAGAGUGCAAAUACUACCGCUUCCUUGCUGAUAUCGUCAAUGAUUCAGCUUUUUUUCUUGAUCUACUGUCUCCAGCUCUACCCACGUAUCCUAAGAUCCUUGCACUCUGUGGGGCCGGCAUUCUUCGCGCGCUCUGCGGAAUCUCUGGCGGCGCUGCUAAAGCUUCUCUUAGCGCUCACUUUGCCAAGAACGGAAAUCUUGCAGAGCUCAAUGCUAAGGAUGGAAGUCAAGAGACCGUAAUCUCACUCCUAGGCAUGCUGGUCGGCAGCUUAUUUGUUCAUAUUGUACACGGAAAGAUAGCCGUGGUGGUUUCGAUGAUCAUUCUUGUCGGUGUCCAUCUCUGGACUAACUACCAGGCUGUUCGCUCUGUACAGAUGCGUACCCUGAACAGACAGCGACUCACUAUCCUACUGGAAGAGGCAUCCGGCCCUCGUGGUGCCAUUCUUCGUCCCGACCAGGUAGCAGCAAAAGAGCGAAUUCUUACUUGGGUUAAUCCGCGUAUCACAUUCGCUACGACAUUCCCCCGGCUUCGCGAGAUCAGUCACUUCAAGAAUCAGAAGUACCGAAAUCGUGGCUACGUCAUUGUUCAACAACCCACAGGUCAAAAGAUCUUCCUAAAACAGGGUACCCCCACAGUAGCUGCUUUAGAAGCGUGGGUCGAGGCUCACACGGGAUCACACUGGCCGGCAGACAGCGUAUUCUGGAAGAGCCUCAAGGCUGCUGGCUGGGACCUCCAGACAAAUGCUAUGGAGACGGGUCCUUCUGUCCGGAUCGUUAUGGGCGAUGAGAAUAAAUUGGCUUAG
Molecule: messenger RNA, 1176 nt
Organism: Daldinia childiae
Lineage: Eukaryota; Fungi; Ascomycota; Sordariomycetes; Xylariales; Hypoxylaceae
Product: RUS1 family protein like protein
Exons: 2
Coding region: 1-1176 (391 amino acids)
Source: RefSeq, a predicted model, not a curated record